Messenger RNA from Myotis davidii, 2280 nucleotides. It is a transcript of the gene CSK, whose product is annotated as c-src tyrosine kinase. Gene Ontology annotation, molecular function: protein binding; ATP binding; protein tyrosine kinase activity. The coding region runs from base 76 to 1620 and encodes 514 amino acids. NCBI's taxonomy places the organism in Eukaryota, Metazoa, Chordata, Mammalia, Chiroptera, Vespertilionidae. The record is from RefSeq and is a predicted model, not a curated record. Gene Ontology annotation, biological process: regulation of Fc receptor mediated stimulatory signaling pathway; protein phosphorylation; adherens junction organization. The transcript is spliced from 11 exons.
UUUCUCCCCACAGCUCUCAUGGUACCAAGGGACAGGUUGGCCUUCCUGUGACACCGGGACGCCAGAUCUGAGAAGAUGUCAGCAAUACAGGCCGCCUGGCCAUCUGGUACAGAAUGUAUUGCCAAGUACAACUUCCAUGGCACUGCUGAGCAGGACCUUCCCUUCUGUAAGGGAGAUGUGCUCACCAUUGUGGCCGUCACCAAGGACCCCAACUGGUACAAAGCCAAGAACAAGGUGGGCCGUGAGGGCAUCAUUCCAGCCAACUAUGUCCAAAAGCGGGAGGGCGUGAAGGUCGGCACCAAACUUAGCCUCAUGCCUUGGUUCCAUGGCAAGAUCACACGGGAGCAGGCAGAACGGCUUCUCUGCCCACCAGAGACGGGCCUGUUCCUAGUUCGGGAGAGCACCAACUACCCUGGUGACUACACGCUGUGCGUGAGCUGUGAUGGCAAGGUGGAGCACUACCGUAUCAUGUACCACGCUAGCAAGCUCAGCAUUGAUGAGGAGGUGUACUUCGAGAACCUCAUGCAGCUGGUGGAGCACUAUACCUCAGAUGCAGAUGGACUCUGCACUCGGCUCAUCAAGCCAAAGGUCAUGGAGGGCACAGUGGCAGCCCAGGAUGAGUUCUUCCGCAGUGAGUGCCACCCCCGUACCCAGUCUCGCUUGCCUACUUGCCUCCUGCUGCCCAGGCUUCUUGGCACUUCCCAUCCCAGAUGCUCUGGAGACUUCCAGGGAACCCCACACACUAUAGUCGGCCUCUGUCUCUCCUGCUGUGAACUCUGCUCCAGUCUCAUCACCCCUCACUGGACCCCUUUCCUUCUACCAGGUGGCUGGGCGCUGAAUAUGAAGGACCUGAAGCUGCUGCAGACCAUUGGGAAGGGGGAGUUUGGAGAUGUGAUGCUGGGCGAUUACCGAGGGAACAAAGUCGCUGUCAAAUGCAUUAAGAACGAUGCCACUGCCCAGGCCUUCCUGGCUGAAGCCUCGGUCAUGACGCAACUUCGGCAUAGCAACCUGGUACAGCUUUUGGGCGUGAUUGUGGAAGAGAAGGGUGGACUCUACAUCGUCACCGAGUACAUGGCCAAGGGGAGCCUGGUGGACUAUCUUCGGUCACGGGGUCGGUCGGUGCUGGGCGGAGACUGUCUCCUCAAGUUCUCACUAGAUGUUUGCGAGGCUAUGGAAUACCUGGAAGGCAACAACUUUGUGCACCGGGACCUGGCUGCCCGAAAUGUGCUGGUGUCUGAGGACAACGUGGCCAAGGUCAGCGACUUUGGCCUCACCAAGGAGGCCUCCAGCACCCAGGACACAGGCAAGCUGCCAGUCAAGUGGACAGCCCCCGAAGCCCUGAGAGAGAAGAAAUUCUCCACCAAGUCUGACGUGUGGAGUUUCGGAAUCCUUCUCUGGGAAAUCUACUCCUUUGGGCGAGUGCCUUAUCCAAGAAUUCCCCUGAAGGACGUCGUCCCUCGGGUAGAGAAGGGCUACAAGAUGGAUGCCCCUGACGGCUGCCCACCUGCAGUCUACGAGGUGAUGAAGAACUGCUGGCAGCUGGACGCCGCCACACGGCCCUCCUUCCUGCAGCUCCGAGAGCAGCUCGAGCACAUCAAAACCCACGAGCUGCACCUGUGACGUCUGGGCUCGCACAGGUCAUGGGCCUCUGGGGACUCGACCUGAGAGACUGGACCUCGUGCCCCUACUCACUGGGCCUAACCGGAACUGAGCCCCGUGGACCUCUUUCCUCUGCCCCAGCCUGUGCCCCCCGGCCCCUCAGGGACCCCGCCUAGGCCCGGCACCUCUCACGGACCCGCCUGUGGGAUUUGGGGAGUCCCGCUGAAGGCCAAGAAGAGAGGAGGGUGAGGAGCAGGAGGCAGAUGCCCCACCAUGGUCAGGCUUCCCUGGCCUCCCAUCUCUCACCUUCCUGGAGUUUUAUUCCUUUCCUUUUUUAAGGUUCUUUUCCAUGUGCUUAUUUUUUAUUAUUUUUCACGAUAAGAAGAAAGAAAGUACCCAGGAAAUGGGCAUUUUACAAGAAGUACGAAUCUUAUUUUUCCUGUCCUGCCCAGGGUUGGGGAAACCAGGCCCAUCUCCAGGGACCCAUCGCCCCAGCCUUGUUCCCCGUUCCGUGUUCUGUGUUCUGUGUCGCCUCGGUCGCCCUGUGUUUGCGCUUGACCAUGUUGCACUGUUUGCAUGCGCCCGAGGCGGACGUCUGUCAGGGGCUUGGAGCUUGUGUGUGCUGCUGCCGCCUGCCUUGUGAGAUAGAAUUGUAAUAAACCACUCCAUGAGGACACCACU